AUCUGAAAUUUGAAAAUGGGACCUCCGGGAUUCUCGCCGCGUGGCGGUCGUGGGGGUGGUGGACGCGGGGCUGGCGGACGCGGGGGUGGUGGAUUCGGCGGUCGUGGGGGUGGCGGCGGUUUUUCACCGCGGGGCGGCCGGGGCGGUGGUCGAGGGGGAUUUGGUGAUCGUGGGGGUGGACGCGGUGGAGGAUUCUCUCCUCGCGGGCGAGGUGGGCCUAGGGGUGCGCCCCGUGGACGCGGAGGUCCUCGCGGAGGGGGACGAGGAGGGCCCCGAGCUGUUGUGGUCGAGCCCCAUCGUCACGGUGGCGUAUUCAUCGCCCGGGGAAAAGAGGAUGCCCUGGUCACGUUGAAUUUGGUGCCUGGUGAGGCGGUGUACGGCGAGAAACGGAUCUCGGUCGAGGAGGGCGAUAAGGGCAAGAUUGAAUACAGAGUCUGGAAUCCUUUCCGCUCCAAGUUAGCCGCAUGCAUUUUGGGCGGCGUGGACGGCAUUCACAUCGCACCCGGAUCGAAAGUGUUAUAUUUGGGCGCUGCCUCGGGCACCAGUGUUUCCCACGUAUCGGACGUGGUGGGACCGGAAGGUAUGGUUUAUGCCGUCGAAUUCUCGCACAGAUCUGGCCGUGAUCUGAUUAAUAUGGCCAAGAAGCGCACUAACGUUGUUCCGAUCAUUGAGGAUGCUCGUCAUCCUCACAAAUAUCGUAUGUUAGUACCCAUGGUAGACACCAUUUUCGCGGAUGUGGCUCAACCCGACCAGGCUCGGAUUGUUGCGAUCAAUGCCCAGUAUUUCCUCAAGAACGAGGGCCAUUUCGUGAUCUCAAUCAAGGCUAACUGUAUCGAUUCCACGGCGGAGGCUGAAGCUGUGUUUGCCGGCGAGGUCAAGAAGAUGCGCGGUGAACGCAUGAAGCCUCUCGAACAGGUUACCCUCGAGCCUUAUGAGCGUGACCACGCCGUCGUGGUGGGAGUUUACCGACCGCCCGAAUAACUGCGAUGGCUCGAAAUUCAUGCUUAACUUGUAACUACGUGUACCAAUGAAUAAUGAAUGAUCCCAAUGAAUUUGGUUGGGGAAACGAUAUGUGUCUGUAUGAAAGUAAAUUACAUACAAAUUGAA
Molecule: messenger RNA, 1107 nt
Organism: Tigriopus californicus
Lineage: Eukaryota; Metazoa; Arthropoda; Copepoda; Harpacticoida; Harpacticidae
Gene: Fib
Product: rRNA 2'-O-methyltransferase fibrillarin-like
Exons: 3
Coding region: 16-981 (321 amino acids)
Biological process (GO): box C/D sno(s)RNA 3'-end processing; rRNA methylation
Cellular component (GO): small-subunit processome; Cajal body; nucleolus
Molecular function (GO): rRNA methyltransferase activity; RNA binding; histone H2AQ104 methyltransferase activity
Source: RefSeq, a predicted model, not a curated record